AUGUCUGUCUCCCAAGAACAGCGCACACGACAGCUCUUAGAGCUAGAGGAGUUAGGAGAUCGCAAACCAUCACAAUUUUUGCGACAUCUCCGUACCCUGGCCGGAAAUAAUGUGCCAGACUCUCUAUUACGCACGCUCUGGCUGGGAAGACUUCCACAACAGGCUCAGAUGAUUCUAGCCACCAGGGCCAACGACCGUCUUAACGAGGUAGCAGAGCAAGCCGAUCGCAUCCACGAGAUGACAAACAAGGCAGUGGUAGCUUCUACGUCCACACCUGCAGCAACCUCACUCGAAGCAAGAAUGGAGGCUCUGACUAAGCAAGUUGCUUCUCUCACUACGCAUCUUUCCCGAGACAAGAAACGGGACAAGAAACCCGAAAGGAAACGAAGUCGAAGUCGCAGUCAAAAGCCGACGAAGAGCACAGAUAAUGACAAGCACUGUUAUUAUCACAACAGGUUCGGUGAGAAAGCCAAGAAAUGCACUCAGCCAUGCACCUACAAAUCGGAAAACUAA
Molecule: messenger RNA, 513 nt
Organism: Vollenhovia emeryi
Lineage: Eukaryota; Metazoa; Arthropoda; Insecta; Hymenoptera; Formicidae
Exons: 1
Coding region: 1-513 (170 amino acids)
Source: RefSeq, a predicted model, not a curated record